AUGCGCGACGAGGCCAACGCGGUCCAGCGCUUCGCGCCGGCCCGCGUGCGGCCCGCGGCCGGUUUGGGCUUCCCGAGCCGCACGCGCGCGUCCCUGGGCCUCGUGCUCGUGCGCUGGGGCGGCGAGGAGCAGCCCGAGUCCUGCGACGGCACGCACGCGGGCGGCUGGGGGCCGUCGGGCGCCGUGCCGAGCCACACGUACGCCGCGGGCCUCAUGGAGGCCAUCCACGGCCGCGUGGGCACGUCCUACGAGGCCGUCACGGCCUACGUCGCAUCGACGGACGACCUGCGGUCCCUCUGCGAGCGGCGGCUCCUGGACCUCGUCGCCGGCUGCGACCAUUACGGCGCGCUGUACCUGCUCUGGCCGACGCAGUUCGACGACGGCACCGCGGGGCGGCCGGGCAUGGUGCCCGCGUCGCCCUUCUUCGACCUCAUGCAGCGCCUCGAGGGGGCGGGCAUCCCGAGCCGCUUCCCCCACGCGGCCCACGUCUACCGGACCCUCGUGUCCAAGGAGUGGACGAGCCAUUUGGGCGCCGUCGGCGCGCUCGCCGUGCCGCCGACGACGCGCGUGAACCUGAGCGCCAUCGAGCGCGACGCCGAGGGCGCCGCGCGGCGCGCCGUGGAUGCUUUGAAGGUCGUCGGCCGCGACUUCAAGGCGCGGCGGCCCAAGGACGGCGGCGCGAAGCCGUGGACGCGCGGCGUCGCGAAGUUGGGCCACUCCUGGGAGGCCAUCGACGUGCGCGCCUGGCGCGGCAAGGGCCAGCUGCGGGACGCGCUCCGGUCUCUCGCGCGGCAGCCGGGCUGCCGCGCGGACUACGUCUUCGUCCAGGAGUUCGUCGAGGCCGUCGGCGAGGUCCGCGCGUACUGCGUCGACGGCAAGCUCGAGAAGCUCCUCUACACGCGCUUCGACGACCCCGACGCCGGCGACGAGCCCGUGGGCGAGGAGGACCAGGGCCGCUUCGUCACCUUCUCCGAGCUCGAGCGGGCCGACGCGGUGCAGCAGUGGUUCCGCGGCGACGAGGCGCUCGCGGACGCCGCGGAGCGCGAGGUCCGGACGCUCGUCGGCCGCUGGCUCGCGUGGCUCCGGGGGUUGGACAGCGAGCCGCUGCCCUUCGUGCGCGUCGACGUCUUCGUCUGCGUCCACGACGACCCGGCGACGGGCGCGCCGAAGCUGUCCGUCGCGACGGGCGAGCUCACGGAGCUCGGAGCGUCGUUCCUCGGCUGGCGCGACGGCCCGCGCCUCGUCUUCGACGCGCUCCUGCGGUCCUGCUUCCGCGACCGGCCCUGCGAGGGCGGCGCCUACCCGCUGCCGGCCUGGGUCGAGCGGGACCUCGACGACGGCCGCAAGCGCGACCGCGGCAAGAAGAAGAAGCGGAAGACGCACGCGUCCCCGGGCGACGAGCCCGUCGCCGCCUAGGGCUGCCCAUAACCGGUCGAUCGAUGUU
Messenger RNA from Aureococcus anophagefferens, 1444 nucleotides. RefSeq lists its product as hypothetical. Lineage: Eukaryota; Pelagophyceae; Pelagomonadales; Pelagomonadaceae. The transcript is spliced from 2 exons. The record is from RefSeq and is a predicted model, not a curated record. The coding region runs from base 1 to 1416 and encodes 471 amino acids.